CUUUACUAUUCUCCAUUUCCAUCAUCGGGUAAACCCAAGGAAGUGGCAAAUCCAUUGUUUCUUUCUGAAAGUUCACGCAAAAACCCUAAAUUCUAUCUCUGCCGCCGCUCCAUCGGGUCCUCCGGUCAACCCACUUCGCCUGUUCAUCGCUAUCAGUUAGAACUCAGUCAAGAUCAUUCUCUAACAAGGGAAGUGACACAAUUAUGGAUCAAAGACACCAAGGCAGUGCUAAUCUUCCAAGUGAUCAUACAUCUAUUAAAAACCAUAAUGCUGAGAAGAAGAAAAGGCCUUGCAAGAUCAUUGGUGGUGGUCUACGACAGUUCAGUACUAUAGUUUGUAAGAAGUUGGAGACUAAAGGAAGAACUACCUAUGGUGAGGUUGCUGAUGAAAUUAUUGCAGAGUUUGGUGGAACUGUUAAGGAAUCACCGGUGUCUUUAGAUGAGUUUGAUGAGAAGAAUAUAAGGCGGCGUGUGUAUGAUGCACUAAAUGUUCUUAUGGCACUGGAUAUCAUCACUAGAGACAAAAAAGAAAUUCAGUGGAAGGGACUUCCAACCCAAGAUGUUAAGGGACUGGAAGAGCUCAAGGCGACCCGAAUGAAACUGGUGAAUAGGAUCGGAAAGAAAACUGCCUACUUGAAUGAUUUGAAAGAUCAAAUUGCAGGUUUUCAACAUUUGAUAUCACGAAAUAAGCAGUUGCUCAAUCGGGAGAGUUCUCCUCUGGAAGCAUUUUCUUUGCCAUUUUUACUGGUUCAAACAAGUUCCCAUGCGACGGUUGAGAUUGAGAUAUCAGAAGACAUGCAAUUGGUCCACUUCGACUUUAACAGUACACCCUUCUCUUUGCACGACGAUGCUUACAUUCUAAAGUUACUAAGACGACACCAACUGCCAGCAGAAAGCAGAGACAUCUCGAGUUCAUCAUCAGCCGUCUCGUCUUCAAGCUCUGCUCUCGCAUGUAAAGGCACCAAGCCCUUUUAUUGGAACUCUGAAGCACACACUCAAAGAUGAACAAAAGGCACCAACAAUGUAUGUAUGUUAUACGAGAGCAUAAUUUUGAUGCAGUAGUAGGAGGAUUAUAUGAGAAAAUAUUCAUCAUUCAUACAUACAUGUAUAGAUUAUGUUCCUUAAUGAUGUAUUCAAUCAUGAAAUAUAUAGUUAAUUAGUAGUACCAUUGAUAA
Molecule: messenger RNA, 1174 nt
Organism: Humulus lupulus (European hop)
Lineage: Eukaryota; Viridiplantae; Streptophyta; Magnoliopsida; Rosales; Cannabaceae
Product: transcription factor-like protein DPA
Exons: 9
Coding region: 204-1004 (266 amino acids)
Biological process (GO): regulation of transcription by RNA polymerase II; regulation of cell cycle
Cellular component (GO): nucleus; transcription regulator complex
Molecular function (GO): DNA-binding transcription factor activity, RNA polymerase II-specific; RNA polymerase II transcription regulatory region sequence-specific DNA binding
Source: RefSeq, a predicted model, not a curated record